CAUAGAGAGAGUGGUCAUUAUUGUCUAUACUUUUUUGCCUAUAACACUUAAUUUUUAUAAUUCCAACAUUUUCAAUAAUAAUAUUGUAAUUAAAAUUAUCGUUUGAGAUGCAAAUAACCCGUCAAUAAUUAAUUUGAUAGGUAAGUUACGUCAAAACAUUUGCGACGCAGCUUACCUGCCGUAUAUAUUGCAAAUUGUUUUCAACAAUAUUUCGGGACAGUGGACGGACACAAGUAACAUGCAGAUGUUGUACCUAAUAAAUAAUAAUAAUAAUAAUUAAUACUCAACAGCUGUUAGCUAAUCAGUAAUCACUAUUUUUUUUAUAUUGUAAUGAUGUUUUUCUCAUAAAGUCAUAGCGAAAACAAAAGUGCCACAUCCGAGUAUUUUAGUUGUCGUUAGGUACUUGUUGUUAUUAGUGCGAUUUGUUUGAUGCGAGUAGUACGUCUAUGAUUAUAUUAAAUUAUUUUUUCAAUGUAAAAAAAGUAGUGUUUAUAUUAUUAUAACGUAUGCUUAAAUCGAGACUUCAAUUUUUGUUUAUCCGUAAGACGUAAGCGCAAAGAUCCUCACGAAUGAUUUAGAUAUUGUUGUAUUUAGCAUAAGCUCUUAUAGCCUUUACUAAUAAAGUAUCUUAUAGGUUGCGAAAGCUGGCCAGUCUACUCACAGACAAAGCCGUAACUCGUAAUUUAUUAUUAUUAGCUAAUGGCUAUUAUUAUUUUAUGACCGCACGAAACGACCGCUAAAGAGCCCACAUUUUUCCACUCGACCACUCACAUCACUUGUCUUCCAAGUACCAAACUUAGUAUACAAUUGACAAUGCAAAAUACAAAGCAAUUUCCGAAAAUCAGUAAAUGUGCAACAUUAAAAUACGAAUGUAAAAAAUCGUCGUAUGCAAAAAUAUUUAAAGUAUUAAAAUCCUUACGCAAAGAUGAGGUUUUAUGUGAUAUUAAACUAAAAACAGAUGAUGGUAGAGUUAUUUGCGGCCAUAAAGUGGUUUUAUCAUCGGCUAGCCCAUAUUUCCACGCAAUGUUCACAAAUUUUUCAGAAAAGAAUCAAGAUUUUGUUGUUAUCAGAAACAUAGAUUCUAUUGCCUUACAGCUCUUAGUCGACUUUAUUUAUUUUGGGAAAAUAAUCGUCACUGAAAAAAAUGUAAAGGUUUUGUUGCCAGCAGCGAAUUUCUUACAGGUAAUAGAAGUAAAAGAAAAAUGUUGUGAUUUAUUAGCGACACAACUGCGCAUUACAAAUUGUAUUGGUACAUAUGUGUUAGCUGAUUUACAUAGCUGUAAGAAAUUGUUAACAAUUUCAGAAUCAUAUAUUCAACAAAACUUUUCAGACGUGGUACAUUCUGACAAAUGCCUAACCUUAUCACCUGAACAAGUAGCCAAUUUGAUCUCCAGUGAUGAACUUAUAGUUUUAACUGAAAACAUAGUAUUUGAAUUUGUUAUUCGAUGGGUAAAACAUGAUUUGGUUUCCAGAAAAUGUAUUUUACCCCAUUUAAUGGAAUAUUAUGUACGUUUACCAUUAACAUCAUUAAAUUACAUAAUGAAAAAUGCAGUUGAGGAACCUCUUCUUAAAAAUAGUUCUAAUUGUAAGGAUUACGUAAAUGAGGCAUUAUAUUUUCAUUCACUUAAGCCGGAUGACCCUAUUCCACAAAACAUCCGGACUAAACCUAGACUGGGUGAUAAAGUUAUUUUUGUGGUUGGUUCAUUUGGAAUCUUAGAAGGACAUGUUAGUACAGAAUGGUACGACCCAAAAAUCAACCGAUGGCAAUUAUUGACAACAAUUAUGAUACCACAUUUUCUUGGUGGUCUGGCUGUAGUAAAAGAUAAUUUUGUGGUUGCUGUAGGUCGUAUUGGUUAUAGUCUUGAAUCACCUAAUCAGUAUGUAAAUGUGCUAGAUGUAUCUUCAGAAUCACCUCAUUGGAAACCAACUACUAACAUGUUAGUCAAACGCCGAAAUUUAGGAGUUGGUGUGAUAAAUGAUUAUAUAUAUGCUGUUGGCGGUUUUGAUGGAAACAGUUCUGUAAAUAGUGCAGAAGCUUUUGACUGCAGAACUCAAACAUGGCGUAUGAUAUCUAGUAUGUCUAUUAGAAGAGAUAGUGUUGGGCUUGGAGUACUGAAUAAUCUUUUAUAUGUGGUUGGAGGUCAAAUAAUUCAAUAUAAUGAUCAAUAUAAUUCGUCAAUUCAGUAUUUAAAGUCUGUUGAAUGUUACUAUCCCAGUAUCGAUGCAUGGAAAUCAGUCGCAGAAAUGUGUGUACCACGCAUGGCUGCUGGUGUAGGAGUCUUAGAUGGUAUACUGUAUGCUGUAGGUGGUUAUGAUGGAAAAAAUACUCACAGGAGUGCCGAAGCAUACGAACCAAGUACAGGAGUUUGGACUACUAUUCCGGACAUGCAUUUAUGUCGAUAUUAUCCAGUUACAGGAGUAGCUGUAUUAAAUGGAUUAUUGUAUGUCGUCGGUGGUAGCGACAAAGACGUUUCUUCUUUGGAUUCUGUAGAAUUUUACAACCCCAACACGAAUACCUGGACUAUGGUCACAGCGAGAUUGAAUAAACCACGAACUUUUUUCGGAGUAGUUGCCAUUGAUAGGUCACGAUAUUUUAAAACUAAGCGGUCAUGAUUAUUUUUAAAUGAAUUUAUAUUGAUAUAUAAAAUCUAUUGUAAGAAAUAUUAUAUUUUUUGUUUUCCUAUUAAAUCAUAAUCGUACAGUU
Molecule: messenger RNA, 2704 nt
Organism: Acyrthosiphon pisum (pea aphid)
Lineage: Eukaryota; Metazoa; Arthropoda; Insecta; Hemiptera; Aphididae
Product: kelch-like protein 2
Exons: 12
Coding region: 814-2613 (599 amino acids)
Molecular function (GO): protein binding
Source: RefSeq, a predicted model, not a curated record